UGCCGCCCCACAGGGGAACGAUGCCACUCUGGGUGUUGUUCUUUGUGCUCCUCACCGUCAGCAGCGGCUCCCACUGCUCCCUGCCCCCCUCCACACCCGUUAGGAUGCAGCGCUACGCAGAUGCCAUCUUCACUAACAGCUACCGGAAGGUGCUGGGCCAGCUGUCUGCCCGCCAGCUGCUCCAGGACAUCCUGAGCAGGCAGCAGGGAGACAGACACCAGGAGCCAGGAGCAAGAGGACGGCUUGGGCGCCAGGCGGAGCAGAAGUGGGCGGAGCAGAAGCGGGCAGCUCCGGAGAGCGUCCCCACGGCCCUGCCGCAGCACAGGGAUUCCCAAGGAUGACGACUCCGCCCCAGGCUUGGCUGCCUGCAGCCCAAACACAACCUGACCCACUUAAUCCUGCUUCAUGUCUGACCUGCUUUUUCCUUUGUAAAUACAAAUA
This is a messenger RNA of Oryctolagus cuniculus (rabbit), 441 nucleotides long. It is a transcript of the gene GHRH, whose product is annotated as growth hormone releasing hormone. Gene Ontology annotation, cellular component: terminal bouton; extracellular region; perikaryon. Gene Ontology annotation, biological process: regulation of protein localization; growth hormone secretion; adenylate cyclase-activating G protein-coupled receptor signaling pathway. The record is from RefSeq and is a predicted model, not a curated record. Lineage: Eukaryota; Metazoa; Chordata; Mammalia; Lagomorpha; Leporidae. Gene Ontology annotation, molecular function: growth hormone-releasing hormone activity; growth hormone-releasing hormone receptor binding; neuropeptide hormone activity.